AAUUAAAAAGAAAAUACAUAUUUAAAAAGUUUUGUCAAAUCAUUGUGCGAAAAAAAUAAAGUAAAAUGACUUCAUCUAAAGACUGUGACUCACAUUUAAGUGGUUGCGAGGAUGAAAUUGUGGAAUUUGAAAAUAUAACUGUUAAAUUAAGUAUCUCCGAUGCACAAGUUGUCGCACAAAUUUAUCCCAAUUGUAUGACAAUUGAAGAAGUUAAAAAAGAUAUUGCUAGAAAAUUUGAAGUUGAUCCAAAAUUACUCAUCAUUUGCCAAUGUGGAAAAGUUCUCAACGACGAUUCAAAACUUUAUGAUGCUGAAAGAAAUGAUUAUGGAAUAUAUGAAUUGACUUUGGGUAUAAAUGAAAUUAAAGACGCCAAAGAGAACACACCUAUUUUAAAUUUGGACAUUUAUUAUAACAAAUCACGACUACCUGAUUUUAUAACCGUGCACAUCCCAGCCGAGGAUACUAGCGAUGGCAACAGCAAAGAUAUUGUUGUAGAAAUUGAAAACCAAGCCAUAACGAAGCCAUUCAUCGGUGGUUAUAGAGACAAGCGAACCGGCAUAGAAUACCACGAUGCAUUCACACUCACAGGGCCCAACUUUCAGAAGUUUAAAAUCAACGAUCUAGCGACACGAAUAACACAGACCAGGGAACUGAAAGUGAAAUUAAAUGAUACAACGGCUGAUCAAUCAACACAAUCAUUUGGUGAUGCUACUAAUAUUAUAUUUGUAUCUGCAGCAACAGACUUUGUAAUAAUUCCAAGAAAAUAUCAGACUUAUGCACAAAAAAUAAAACGUGAAGAUCGAUUGGCAAAAAUUGUAUUAAUUCAAAAGAAUUUCCGCAGAUACCUUUUGUGGCGUUAUAUUAAGCGAUGUGCAGCUGAAUACCGGAGUAUUGUCACUGAUCGCUUGGAAGUGGAACGGAAGUUCAACGAAACCGAAGUCAAAAAACGUAUCUACCGUGAAAAUGCAGUGAAAAAUUUUCCGCAUACCAAAGAAGACUUUGGUUUGUUGUAUGCUCAUGUAGAGAAAUGGAAGCAAGCAGAGAUGAAACGAAUUGCAAAAAUGUAUUCAGGUGCACCAAGGCUGGCAGAGGUUAAUAUAUUAUUGGAUAAAGAAAUUCAAUUAUUGAAUGGCAUCGAACGACAACGCACGGUUGUGAGGAAGGCAAUGAAAGAUUUUAGAGAAAAUCAAUUGUUACAAAAAAUGGGGGAACCUAUUAAGUGGAUUGGGUAUAAAGAUAAAGUUAUUGAAAUGGAUCUUAUACGUACACAACGUGUUCGAUUUUUAGCCGAGGUUUUGAAAGACCUCAAGAAAGAUCUACCAAAGGAGAAAAGGUUAAGUCUUCUUAAUUCCGUGGAUAAGCUUUUGGAAGACGAAAAAGAUUUUCCGCAAGUAUCAGAGUUACAUGACCUUAUUGACCGCGAAAAGAACCUCCUGAUAUUCACCAAACACUGCGAUGUGAGUAUUUUAAGACAACGUUUUCUCAUUAUCUUCUUGGAUUUAAUUAAAUUCAACAAAGAAGGCAAAACUGCAAAAGCUCAGAAGCGUAUGUGCGAUUGUUGCAAGCAAGUCAAAUCAAUUUCGGAAUUUGCUCUGAGGACCAGACAAAAUGCAGUCGACACAUGUCAAUUGUGUUUUUCUCUCAAGACUGCAGUUGCUGACAACACAGUUUAUAAGGCCAUUUUACGUUCAAUUCAACGUGAAGAACGCAAACACCGAUCACUGGCUUCGUAUGCAUUUAUCCUUCAAGAAGAUGAUGUUCGAUUUAUUGUCGAUAAAAUUUGGCAUCGUCAUUCGUUCCUUAGUAAAGAGAAUGACAUUAAUUACUUGAGGCUACCAAGAUGGAUUAAAAGCGAUGAUUGGUCUCCAUGGAAUUGUAUAUGUUUGACUGAAACUGAAGCCAGAAAUCACAACACUUUGAAGGACUUACGAACUGUUUAUGAUGAAAAAAUGAUGCUGGACAUAACAAAUAGGCAUAUGUUGGCUAAGAACGCAUUUAAGAAGCUUCAAGAUGUGGAAAAUGAUUUCGUUGAAAGCGGUCAAUGGUGGGAAGUUGGUAUCAAGAAUAAGGUUGUAUGAACCAAAAUUUAACUCUGAUGGUCCAAAUGAGAAAUGUUGUGUCAUUUUUAGUUAGAUAUAAACUUUUAAAUUAAUAAAGUGUGAAUCAUAAAAUAAAA
Messenger RNA from Episyrphus balteatus (marmalade hoverfly), 2176 nucleotides. RefSeq names its product IQ and ubiquitin-like domain-containing protein. Lineage: Eukaryota; Metazoa; Arthropoda; Insecta; Diptera; Syrphidae. The transcript is spliced from 11 exons. Gene Ontology annotation, cellular component: acrosomal vesicle; motile cilium. Gene Ontology annotation, biological process: cilium assembly. Bases 66 to 2078 code for a protein of 670 amino acids. The record is from RefSeq and is a predicted model, not a curated record.